AUGAAUUAUCUAUUUCUUUUAAAUAUUAUCAACUUAGUAAAUGUUGGUUCAACUAAUGUCUUAAAGAAGAUGUUUAAUAAUUCUACAAAUCAUCAUGAAUGCAUGCCUGAUGAUUUAAAGUUCUUUAAAUUAGGGGAAUUGUUAAUGAAGAUCUUAUUCAGUAAUAACUAUAUCAAAUAUUGGUUUUGUAGUAAUUCUCAAUUAGUUUUUUUAAAAAGAAAUGAAAUUGUCAUAAAAUUUAUCGAUAAAAACGAUGUGAAACUAAUUUAUAAUGAAUGCUUGAAUAAACCAUCUGAUAUUUUUAAUAUCAAAAUUAUUAAGAAGUUUAUUAAACCCAUAACUAUUAUAGAAACAUCUGAGAAACUUGAGUUGUUUAAUUUAAUAUUAAAAAACUUAUUUAGAAACUUUACCAAUCUUGUACCAAUUAUUCAUAAAUAUAGGAUUCAUAGAUAUAAUGAUGAAUUUUAUGAAAAAGCAGCGCUGGCAGUAAUUCUUGAAAAAUAUCCAAAAUUAUUUAGAGAUGAUAAAGAUUUUUUCGAAGGUUUGAUUAGUGUAAUUCGUGAUGAUGUUAAUUGUGAUGAUGUUUUUCCUGAUGUUUUUUUAAAAAAUAAUCUAACUAACUCUUUUUUACAACAAGAAAAAGAACAAUUUGAAGACAUUGAAAGUUUAAAAGGAUUUAUUGAAAAGUUAAAGAAAGAAUAUUUAUCUAUUAUAAAUAAAUCUAAAACUUUACCACCUACAAUAAACCGUAAAAAGAUUUUAAAUGAAGUUGAUAUACAAAGACUAAAUGAUAUUAUUCAGGAAUACUUUUCGAAUAAAACUAAGAAAAAAAGCGAAUCAAAUAUAACUUCUUAUGCAAGAUUUUCCGUUUUAAUCCAAGCUUUAUUUCAAAAUUAUACUCCAUUUUAUUAUCUAAUUAACCAAUUAAAUGUUAAUUAUGAUUAA
Messenger RNA from Hepatospora eriocheir, 945 nucleotides. The record is from the annotation of a GenBank genome assembly. NCBI's taxonomy places the organism in Eukaryota, Fungi, Microsporidia, Hepatosporidae.